Molecule: messenger RNA, 3814 nt
Organism: Annulohypoxylon truncatum
Lineage: Eukaryota; Fungi; Ascomycota; Sordariomycetes; Xylariales; Hypoxylaceae
Exons: 1
Coding region: 435-3518 (1027 amino acids)
Molecular function (GO): protein binding
Source: RefSeq, a predicted model, not a curated record
CUCUUACUCAUCUACCUAGAGAAUCCUCUGCUUAGUAAUGUGGCGCACAGACCACAUAAAUGCCUGCCGGCUAUAGUACGCACCUCCCCAGUCAGUAAGAUAAAGUAUGACAGGGGUCAUUUCUUCAGGUGGAAAAAAAAAAUCGAGAUUGCCCCUCCCCCACACGAUGAGAAGAUAUAACCAUUCGAUUAUUGAAUUUCUUCAAGGGUAUGGAUGAAUAACUACGUGAUAUACCUUUAUUUCGGUUGGCAUCUUACUAUCUAACUUACCAUAUGUACAAAAAUUCUCAAGGCUUCCAAUAAUGACUGAAUUGCAGACGGAUCGACUGAAUACUUAAAUACUUUUCCAGUUGUGAGCCUCAGGGUUCUUUUGCUUUUUACCGGGUACCUAAAUACGGAUUUAUUCCCUAGCCUAAAAAGCAAAUAGAGGUAUACAUGCAAUAUAUCGGCUUCAACAUGGCUGACCACGAUUUUUCACCCUCGAAAAUUAUCUCUAUAGAGAAAAGUUUGGCGGAAUCAUCUUUCCUAGAAGCGUUUCAUGAACACCAAUCCGGACUCAUAAUAUCACAUUUCGUGCGGCAUGUAACAGCAGACCAACCCAGCACCGGCGCACAAACGGAUGGGGAAUCCUACGACGUCGCACAGACCGUUAGAUUGGGCUUGGCUUCUUUGAGUGCUUUCUUACAAGCAAAUGUUACAGGCCCAGUUCUCGAGGGGUGUGAGGCAAUCGAAGCUAUAUUCCUUUCGGCUUUUGCAAAGAUCAAGUCUUCGGACGAACAGGCAAACGACAGCGUAGAAGCGCCGAUAUUAUCUUUUAGAAGAAUUUGCCUCAGGUCUCUCGAUGUAGACGGAGUUUCGCCAUAUUCUUACAUACCUCACAUCGAACUUUUCUGCUUGUCACGCUUUAUUUUCACAUCAGGUAUCAUAUUGCCCGUUGAGUUACCCGAAAUCUGGUCAGAUCUUGGGCACUCUCUCUCGCUCCAUCUCUCUUGGACGCGCCUAAGGGUUCACCUCUGGCACUAUAAACUCAUCUCUCAGCCCUCACUUGGCCCGGGCUCCUUAUUCACCAAAAGUGGCCGUUGGACAGAUGUACCAACCCUUCAGGAGAGCAUAGAGAAAAGUCUUAGGGAGGCCGAAACUUCUAUUCUCGGGUCGACCGAAAUCGACCAAGAAUCGGACCAGUCACAAUGGCCCCGGGAGUCUCGCAUCCAGUUUCGUUUGGAGGAGGCGGCUUGUCAUAUAAUGCUCGGGAAUGAUACAAACUCCCGGAAGGCAUUGCAAUCGGCUACAGAAAUCAGUGGCUUCUCCUAUAUUCUUUCCGGUGCCUUGGGGAAACGUACAAGAUUUCAGGAGAAGAAUACUAGUCAACUCGUAGUUCUUGCUAAGAGCCACGCACGAUCUUCUACGGCAUUCGGUCAACAGGAUACAUCUGAUGUGGCACCGGUCGCACUUCCGCUAAACGACGAUACGUUGUUAGAGAAUAUCGAGUUCGACAACGAUCAAACUCAUAAACCAACCUCUGAUCUUCCACCUGAACUUCAGGAUAUUAAACCAGAUGAACAACCACAACUUAGUCCGGAAGAUCACAUCAUACUCCUGACCGAAGCUACCAUAAGAGACACAUUUUCGCCCGCAGAUUCAUUAACUUCGGAAGAAAUCUUACCCUUUGCUCAACGAGUGAUCGAUGAUAAGUCCACCAACUGGCAAACUUAUACCCAAGCUCUACUGGUGCGGUCGCGGAUUGAGCUCAAUAGGAGUCGGACUAUCGAGCGUGCCGUCUUACAGAUGCAGGCUCUCGUAGAUCAGGUUAUCGUCGAGACGCAAGAGACUGAACGGUUGACUAAGCCCCUUGAUGACCAAGAUAACACGGGGGUUGAAUCCGAUAUUCCAACUAUUCAGGUAACCUCUGGUGAUCAGCCAGGCCAGUCUGCUGGUAUUCAAAAACCAAUAUCAUUCCUUCCAGCUCCCAAACCCUCCGAAUCAGCAUCUCCGCAAGAGAGACUGCGGUAUGUAAAUGCUCUGUCCUCCCCCCCGCGUUGGCAUCUGGAGUCUGAGCUCGCCUAUGCUUGGACUUCUGUCGGAUCUCUCGUUUCGGCUCUGGAAAUUUUCAAACGGCUACGUCUUUGGGCAGAAGUCGCCCUGUGUUUAGCAAGCAGCGCAUCUAGAGAUGAUCCCGACGGUCGAGGAAGUGGAGGCGAAGAAAAGGCUCGGGCUGUCCUACGAUGGAGAUUAUUCCACCGCACUCCUGAUUUUAACACCAAUACCGAUUUCAAGGACUGCACUGACAUGGAUGAUGCUGAAGUUGACAUAUCGUCUCUGAAAGCGUCUGACUUCUGUGGUCGAGAACGUUCACCACCACCCCCAAAUUCCCCUAGGUUGUUUUGUAUACUAGGAGAUAUUGAAAACGAUCCUCAACAUUACCACCGUGCAUGGGAGAUCUCCAACCGGCGUUUUGCGAGGGCGCAGAGAUCUCUAGGAGAGCUUCACCUUCAAAAGCAAGAAUGGAAAGAAGCCCGAGACGCGUACCUCCUUGCCGUUGGUGUGAAUAGAUUAAGCCCGGAGAUGUGGAAUAGGCUCGGUGACAUCGAGUUGCGUCUCGGAAAUUUCCCCGACGCAGCUGAAGCGUUUCAGAGGGCCAUAUCAACCGCGAACAAUACUUCCGGAGGAGAGGAUGCGCGGACGUGGAGUAAUCUUGGAACGGCACUUUUGAGCUGGUAUCGCCAGAUUAUCUCGGAGAAAAAGGACACCUCAGACGAUAUGGUGGCUACAAAGCGGGCAGCUGAACUUGGGAAGUCCGGCAACAAGCUACUACAAGAUUCCCUCAUCGCCUUUAAACGCGGAGCUACGCUCGCUGACUCGAACUGGAGAAUUUGGGAUAAUGUUAUCACUCUGGCAGCCAGUCUAUCGCCGAAGCCUGACCUGGAUGAUGUGGUGCUCGGCGUGAGAAAUGUGAUCCGUAUCCGCAAGACAGAAGAGGCGUUAGAUCUUGACAUCCUGACACUCUUAGUCAGGGAGACGACUAAGACAUCGGUUCCCAGCGGCAACGAGGGAGAAUCGGAAGCCUACGAGCCAAAAAGAGGUACUAUUGAGAGCAAAGUCGUGUCACUUUUCGAGAACGACAUCGUGCCUCUCAUCACGACGGACUCGGCAUACUGGGCUUUGGUGUCUCGUCUUCGUGCUUGGAGAAGAGACUGGGCAGGUGCGUUGGAUGCGGCCGAGAAAGCAUGGAGAACGGCGGUUGGCGGUGUCGGGAGUGCCCUGUCUGCGUCUAGUGGAACGCAAGGUCAGCAGGGAAGCUGGUUGACAAACGUAGACGCGUGGGACGCUGUAGUACAGAGGACAUCGGAUUUGGUGGCAGCCUACGAAAACUACGGAUCGCGGGUGGACAGUGUUGGGAGCAGAUGGAAAGGCAAGGCCAGAAAUGCGGUGAGGAGCAUCAUGGGUAAGGCCAAAGAGUCAUGGGAGGACGAUCAUAGGUGGCAAUCCUUGACCGAUAUGAUGGAGAAUUUGAAAUUAUAGAGUACUAUUAUAAGAGAGAGUAUUCAGCUGUCUCUCUUUAAAACAGAGAUGCGAGCGCACGGAUUCUAUCCAGGUAUAGAUAAAAUAGGGAUCUGAGGCGGCCACGUUUCUGAUCUAUGAUCAUUAAGCCUCUUAGGUAAAAGUUGCGGUCAUAAUCUCUUUAUUUUUAUUUUAAGGGGUCCAGAGAUCAGUACUACGUAGUAUACGCGGACAGUAUUUCCGAGUAGCAGUGGAAGCAUGUAUUAUGAUUACAUAGGUCCCUGAUAAUAUCAACUAGGCAAAGUUAACAAACAAUU